Molecule: messenger RNA, 1074 nt
Organism: Leptosia nina
Lineage: Eukaryota; Metazoa; Arthropoda; Insecta; Lepidoptera; Pieridae
Source: the annotation of a GenBank genome assembly
AUGAAUUUAUCUACCUAUCGGCGACGACCUACCCUUGACGAGCUCGUCAAGGGUUAUAAAACCUCCUGUGUGAAGGUGCGCGCGCGCAGCGGUACCGUCACUGAUUCCAGGAUGUCUUCGGCAGCGUCGUUCAGUGAACGAUGGGCCCUCGACAACCUUACCAGGAAAGCAUCAGUGGACGAGAUAUCAAAUCUUGAUCUCAUUCUAUCCACAUGUGACGGAGAUGAAACAGAGGCGGCUAAAAGAGCGAGAAAGUAUUACACGGCUCGAGGACCUGGUGGACUUACAGAGUUAUGGCAUCAACGACGACCUGACGACGAAGACAUACUGUCCAGCUGUCAAGACAUAUACAUAGUACCUCUGCGAGCUCCGAGCGCAAGUGGAAGGCGACUAACCUUUAUCCGACUGCCAGCGCCAUCGACUUUGAAUAGGCCGUUGUCUGCAAAGGCGUUGCUGGCGAGAUGGCUCAUGAUUCUAGACAUAAGGUUAAGAGAAGACUCAACGCCAGGAGAGGAGGUAGUAAUAAUAGACGUAUGUGAUCUACAGCCUGCACAUCUGAAAAAUCAUUUUAGAGGAACGUAUUGGAAAGAUUUCGCUUGGUGCAUGAAGGCAGCGUACCCGCUUCGGUUUUCCGAGAUCCACAUAAUCAACACACAAAAGCUGAAAACUGUUUCCCUCCUGCUUUUGCACAUCAGUCUCUACCCCUGGCGUAAUAAGGUCAUUCACGCCACUGCGGAGGGAAUUAGGCACGUGAUGGGUGUUGAUUACUUCCCGCCUGAGGGCUUACCUCAUGAAUAUGGCGGGAAAGCUGGUGCUAUGAAAGAUCUUAAUGAUGAGUGGACCAAGAAGCUAUUAUUGAAUUCCAAAUGGCUGCAAAGUGAAGAGCGAAAGUAUUAUCACACAGAAUUAAAACCUGAAAAACGUCGACGGAAAAGCUCUAUACGCAAUCUCCUCAGUGUUAGCUCUUAUGACAUAUCGAGAAGCCAGUCCUGCAAGUCUCUGGAUAUUGAUCUCUAUGAAGGGCCCCAAGGAGCAUACAGGACCCUUAAAGUGGAUAGAAGCUUCUACGUGUAA